AUGGCCACCGCUGGCCAGUUCGGCGAGAUACCAUUGGAAUGCACCUACUGGACUCCCGUCGAAGCAGGUGUAGUGCCUCCGGGGUCUGUCUACCCGCCCCCUCCGGAGUUCAUUGGGGUGUUCAUGGCUCCGCCGGUCCCCAUCCUUGAAAUUCCAGACCCGCUGGCUCCGUACGCCGUCGAUGCGGCUGCGAGCGCAGCCCGUCUUCAGAAGCUCCUCCGGCUUCCACCAUCGUACCCGUGGACUCCCGGUCCCACGCUUCCCACGGAUGACGUGCCAUAUGCCCGCGGGUUAGGCUACACGACACCGCCGCUCCCUUUGUGGAUAAAACCAGGCUUUGUCUACGGCCCCGCCCCGAACCUGUACGUGCCCCGUCCAGCCCUGGAGCCAAUCAUCCCUGGCAGCCCAAUGGUGCCUUUUGGAACCCCUCCUUGGCACCCGCUACCCCAGGUGCAACGUCGCGCGCCACAGCUCCGCCACGGAAGCGGAAACAGGAGCGGUCCAGCGCCUCCACCGCCAGGUGGGCGACGUAACCGAGACUCGCCGGGCCAGCGGGCUCAGUCCGUACCCAGCGAGAUAGCCGAGCAGCCAGCCGGCCCCAGUGACUACCGCGAGUUUUCGCCAGACGUUUCUGCUGAGCCGGAUUCCGACAUUGCCGACCAGCUUUUGCUGAAGAAAAAAGAGGCUGCCUCGAAGGCCGAACCGACCAACGAAGCAGCUCGGAAAGCUGAACCGAAAAAAGAGGCUGCCUCGAAGGCCGAACCGACCAACGAAGCAGCUCGGAAAGCUGAACCGACAAAAGAGGCGGAUGUGAAGGCAGACCCCGGCACGAGCGUGGCCAGAAACGAUACGCCCCCAGGCGACCCCAGUCUACGCCAGAAGAUCAUCCGCGUCUACAGCGCCGCAACUCUGAAGAGCCUGAACAUCGGAGGACGGGGACAUGGCUCACCGACUGCCAGUGGCGUAACGGGCAAGCCAACACUGUCAGAGCCACGCAUCGAGUACUGCUGGCCAGAUGAGACACCUUCCAAGGAAAAGCAGGAGCCGCCGGUGGCGCCACCUUACCGGCGCCAGGCCAGGUACAGCGCUCCCGCAAAGCCGAGCUUGCCACCGCGGGCCAAGUCAAGCCUGCAGAACGGCAGCAAGCAGGGCCCGCCGCGUGACCGUGGUCCGCGACGACGCAGCUCGGUGACUGCCUGGUGA
Messenger RNA from Dermacentor albipictus, 1203 nucleotides. RefSeq names its product zyxin-like. Lineage: Eukaryota; Metazoa; Arthropoda; Arachnida; Ixodida; Ixodidae. The record is from RefSeq and is a predicted model, not a curated record.